Messenger RNA from Pantherophis guttatus, 567 nucleotides. The record is from RefSeq and is a predicted model, not a curated record. NCBI's taxonomy places the organism in Eukaryota, Metazoa, Chordata, Lepidosauria, Squamata, Colubridae.
GGGAGCCUGAAGGGGGGAAAAUUGAAAAAUUGGCUACUGUCUCAGGACUGAGCCAUGGUUUUUAAGGCCUACUGCUUUUGGGCUCUCUUUCUCCUGCUCUGUCUCCCAGCUACUUCCUUCUUCCUCUGCCACAAAGCUUCAUCAUAUAGAGAAUUUCUCAGAAGGCAUAUGGACGACCCCAAAACGGACCUUCAGAAUGACCACAACUACUGCAACCGAAUGAUGCGCCGCAAGGGCUUGAAAUGUCAACGGAGCAAUACCUUCAUCCACGCCAGCAGUGAACGGCUGACCGCCAUCUGCAACUCCGGAGGAAAGAAACUGGAUGGCAACCAGACCAGCAAAACCAUGUUCCCGAUCACCAUCUGCAUCAAGAGUAACCACCGUAGGACCAUUUUUUGCAAGUACCAAGGGAGAAGUGAGAUCAGGAAAAUCCGAGUCACUUGCUCUGGGGGCCUCCCAGUCCACUACAUUACCCACACUUGAAAGAAGAGAAGAAAUGUGAUGGAACCAAAGAUCCUUUUCUACAGCGCCUUGGCAACCUUCCCUCGUGUGUUCUGCUCUCCCACA